Molecule: messenger RNA, 736 nt
Organism: Centruroides sculpturatus (bark scorpion)
Lineage: Eukaryota; Metazoa; Arthropoda; Arachnida; Scorpiones; Buthidae
Product: beta-neurotoxin Css9-like
Exons: 2
Coding region: 34-285 (83 amino acids)
Biological process (GO): defense response
Cellular component (GO): extracellular region
Molecular function (GO): toxin activity; sodium channel inhibitor activity
Source: RefSeq, a predicted model, not a curated record
CACCUUUAGUCGAAAUUUCAAUUGAAGACAAGAAUGAAACUUCUGAUCUUGAUCUUCGCUUCUCUGAUGAUAAUAGGAGUCCAGAGUAAGGAUGGAUAUCCGAUGUAUGAUGACGGAUGUAAAAUCCCUUGCGUAAUCAAUAAUAGAGCUUGUGAAAUACAAUGCGUUACAUUGCGGAAAGGAAAGUCGGGUUACUGCUACUUUUGGAAAUUGGCUUGUUAUUGCGAGGGACUUCCGGAAUGGGCAAAAGUUUGGGAUAGAGCAACCAAUAAAUGCAGAGCUUAAAAUGAUGUCGUAAUUCUUUUUCUGAAUGAUGCAACUGUAGUCUUAUAAAAUAAAAUUACAUAUAACUGUAGGUAUUAAAUUCAUCUGUACACUUUCUUUUUCAAUCGCGGAAAAUAAAUUUUAAUUUAAACAUUAGAGAACAUCUCACUCACUGUGUUAGUUUUAAUAAAUAAAACUUUGACUCUGAUAACAUUCAAAUAAUAAUUUCUUAAAAUUCUUUAAUACUAGGUUAUAGAUACAUGCACACAGAUUCCAAUAAAGUGUGUUUGGGGGUGGAGUAAUCCUUUACUUGACGAUUUUUAUUAGAUAUAAAUAAUUAUAUUCGGAUUACUAUAUGUAUUUUGCUUUAUUAUAUGCUUGAUAGCAACGUAAGAACACGGAAGAUCUGCAAAGGGAAUGCUCCUCGAAAGGAUUUUAUGUAGAAAAGUGAUCCGUAUUUAAAUAAUAGACA